AUGUCUGAUCCAGUCUCAAUUCUAAAAGGAGAAAUAAAGCGCCUUGGGUUCGUCUCAGGCGAAAAAAUAAGUUUAUUCGCUCAUUUUACCGAACAUGUAGAAAAAAUUGCUGUUGCAGUAUCUUGCCUUGAUGAGUUCGAUACAGACGAAGAUAAACGUAACUUAUUUGAGGCCUUCAAAAACUUUUCGGUCUUAUGGGCUCAAUGGUGGAUUAUUGAGAAUAAAAGAGUGAAAUUCGACUCUAAAGAAGCCUUCAUUGAAUUCAUUGAUAAUUGCCAAAAUUCGCUUAGAAAUCCUGUUAUAAUAUUAGAUAUGAAAGAAAUUCUAGAUACUUUACCAACACCAUCAAAACUUGGAGAAGCUAUUUGA
Molecule: messenger RNA, 369 nt
Organism: Funneliformis mosseae
Lineage: Eukaryota; Fungi; Glomeromycota; Glomeromycetes; Glomerales; Glomeraceae
Source: the annotation of a GenBank genome assembly